GGGGCCUCACCUGCGGCGGGCAGGUAGGCGGCUACCUGGUAACCCGGGCCUGGCCCUGGAGGCUUGGGCGCGCGCAGCCGCUCCCGGCCUCGCCAGGGACCGAGGGAUCCGCGCAGGGCGGUCGCCGGCCGGCCAGGAGGCUGCUCGGGGGCCUCGGCCUGCUCACCAUGGUAAAGCGCCGCUUCUCCAAGUUCCUGCAGAAACUCCCCUUCUUCCGCGCGGGCCACCAGUACGAGCCGCUGGAGAGGGGCGAGUUGGAAGCCCUGACUGAUGAACAAUGCGAGUUGAAAGCCAUUGACAAGGAGAAGACGGUGGCAGCUCUGCCGCCCACGGAAGCAUGCAAAUGCCACAAAGAAGACUUGGCAAAAGCACUUGAUGUGGACUUACAGCGCGGGCUGUCGGAGCUCUCGGUGGCGCGGCGCAGGCGGGGCCACGGCUGGAACGAGUUUGUCGCUGACAACACCGAACCCGUGUGGAAGAAAUACCUGGGCCAGUUUAAGAACCCCCUGAUUCUGCUGCUUCUGGGCUCUGCCCUGGUGAGUGUCCUCACGAAGGAGUACGAGGAUGCCGCCAGCAUCGCCAUGGCCGUGCUGAUCGUGGUCACCGUGGCCUUCGUCCAGGAGUACAGAUCGGAGAAAUCUCUGGAAGAGCUGACCAAGCUGGUUCCUCCAGAAUGCACCUGCAUCAGAGAAGGAAAACGCCAGCACCUGCUUGCACGAGACCUGGUUCCUGGGGACAUCGUGUUGCUCGCUGUCGGAGACCGGAUCCCUGCGGACAUUCGGCUCACCGAGGUCACGGACCUCUUGGUGGAUGAAUCCAGUUUUACGGGAGAAGCAGAGCCCUGCAGCAAAACGGACAUCCCCUUGGUGGGCGGCACCGACCUCUCCAGCCUGAGCAACAUCGCUUUCAUGGGGACGCUGGUGCAAUGUGGGAAGGGGCAGGGAGUCGUGAUCGGAACCGGGGAGCAGUCUCAGUUCGGGGAGGUGUUUAAGAUGAUGCAAGCGGAAGAGACACCUAAAACUCCUUUACAGAAAAGCAUGGACAAGCUGGGGAAGCAACUGACAGCGUUCUCGUUCGGCAUAAUUGGUCUGAUCAUGUUCAUCGGAUGGCUGCAAGGGAAGGCAGCCCUCAGCAUGUUCACGAUUGGGGUCAGCCUGGCCGUGGCCGCCAUUCCAGAGGGCCUGCCCAUCGUCGUCAUGGUUACGCUGGUCCUGGGAGUGCUCCGGAUGGCCAAAAAGAGGGUCAUCGUGAAGAAGCUACCGAUCGUGGAGACAUUAGGUUGCUGCAAUGUCAUCUGCUCUGAUAAGACGGGGACGCUGACAGCCAACGAGAUGACUGUGACCCAGCUCGUGACGUCUGAUGGGCUCCACGCCGAGGUCAGUGGAGUUGGGUACAACGGCAAAGGGAGCGUGUGCCUUUUACCAUCAAAGGAGGUGAUUAAGGAGUUUUCCAAUGUCUCUGUGGGAAAGCUAGUGGAGGCAGGCUGUGUGGCCAACAACGCAGUGAUCAGAAAAAACACCGUGCUGGGUCAGCCCACGGAAGGGGCUUUGAUCGCCCUUGCGAUGAAGAUGGACUUGAGUGACAUUAAAGAUUCAUACGUAAGAAAACAAGAGAUUCCAUUCAGCUCAGAGCAGAAGUGGAUGGCAGUAAAAUGCAGCCCGAAGAACGAGGAGCAAGAGGACAUCUACUUCAUGAAGGGGGCGUUUGAGGAAGUCAUCCGUUACUGCACCAUGUACAACCACGGGGGCAUCCCCCUGCCGCUGACGCCCCAGCAGAAAUCGCUCUGCCUGCAGGAAGAGAGGAGCAUGGGCUCGCUUGGCCUGCGGGUGCUGGCUCUGGCUUCUGGGCCCGAGCUGGGCAAGCUGACGUUCCUGGGUCUUGUCGGAAUCAUUGACCCUCCGAGGGCUGGCGUGAAGGAAGCGGUCCGGGUUCUCUCUGAAUCGGGAGUGUCCAUGAAAAUGAUAACGGGAGAUGCUCUGGAGACGGCCUUGGCGAUAGGAAGGAGCAUUGGCCUGUGCAACGGGAAGCUGACGGCCAUGUCCGGGGAGGAGGUGGAGAGCAUGGAGAAGGGCAAGCUGGCUGAUCGCAUCAGGAAGGUGUCUGUCUUCUACAGGACCAGCCCAAAGCACAAAUUGAAAAUCAUCAAGGCUUUGCAGGAGUCGGGGGCAGUUGUGGCCAUGACUGGCGACGGGGUGAACGACGCGGUGGCCCUGAAGUCAGCUGACAUUGGCAUCGCCAUGGGGCAGACGGGGACGGACGUUAGCAAGGAGGCCGCUGACAUGAUCCUGGUGGACGACGACUUCUCUGCCAUCAUGAGCGCCGUGGAGGAAGGCAAGGGGAUCUUUUUUAACAUCAAAAACUUCAUCCGCUUUCAGCUGAGCACGAGCAUCUCGGCGCUGAGCCUCAUCACGCUGUCCACCGUGUGCGACCUGCCCAGCCCCCUCAACGCCAUGCAGAUCCUGUGGAUCAACAUCAUCAUGGACGGGCCGCCGGCGCAGAGCCUGGGGGUGGAACCAGUUGACAAGGACACCCUGAGACGGCCGCCCAGAAACAUCAAGGACACCAUCGUCAGCAGAGCCCUGGUCCUGAGGAUCCUGCUCUCCGCCGCCGUCAUCAUCAGCGGGACCCUCUUUGUCUUCUGGAAGGAGAUUCCCGAGGACAGAGCAAGCACCCCACGCACCACAACCAUGACCUUCACCUGCUUCGUGUUUUUCGAUCUCUUCAAUGCCUUAACGUGCCGCUCCCAGACCAAGUUGAUAUUUGAGAUCGGCUUUUUCAGGAACCGUAUGUUCCUCUACUCCGUCCUCGGGUCGAUUCUGGGCCAGCUGGCCGUGGUUUACAUCCCGCCCCUGCAGAGGAUCUUCCAGACCGAGGAUCUGGGAGCGUUGGAUCUGUUGUUUUUAACUGGAUUGGCCUCAUCCGUGUUCCUUUUGUCGGAGCUCCUCAAAGUAUGUGAAAAAUACUGCUGCGGAACCAAGAAAGCCCAGAUCCACCAUGAAGACGUAUAGUGGACCCCGCCCAGCGUCAGAUCCCAGAAAGAAUCUCUAUUUUUAUGUGACCCUUCCUCAGUGUGCACUCUCCAGGGGAAUAUUUUUAGGAAACUGUAGCAUUAGGCCACUCACUUGAUCCUUCAUGGAAAUCAGCAGGAAUCUCAUCACGGUUCUCCGGAGGACCUGGGCCUGUGUCCACUAGUCUCCCAGUGUCCUGGGAUGCACAGUGAAGGCUGGACAGAAACAUCUCGCUAUUUAUUAAAUCACAAUGAUUUUUAUUAACCA
Molecule: messenger RNA, 3275 nt
Organism: Choloepus didactylus (southern two-toed sloth)
Lineage: Eukaryota; Metazoa; Chordata; Mammalia; Pilosa; Megalonychidae
Gene: ATP2C2
Product: ATPase secretory pathway Ca2+ transporting 2
Exons: 27
Coding region: 168-3008 (946 amino acids)
Biological process (GO): manganese ion transport; calcium ion transmembrane transport; intracellular calcium ion homeostasis
Cellular component (GO): plasma membrane; Golgi membrane; endoplasmic reticulum
Molecular function (GO): ATP hydrolysis activity; ATP binding; P-type calcium transporter activity
Source: RefSeq, a predicted model, not a curated record